UAGCUAACGGAAGCUAACAGCAACUAGUUGUAGUUGGUUAGUCUGCUUGAAUAAAAAGGGAAAAGAAAGACUUGUGCAAUAAUCCAUUCCUUUAAACUACAUUUAAAAAAAAAAUAACUGGUUCAUGAACUACAUUCAUGUGUAUAUUAUCUGUAUGCAUUGCCGCCACGAUCAAGGUGUGCCUGAAAUUUAAUUGAUUCUGGUACCGGGUUAAUUGUAUUAAAUUCGACUGGUGGUUUUUUUGUGUGUAAAAUCUUUUUUGACACUCUUGCUUGUUGGGGGGUUGAAUGAAGGUUGUAGCGAACUGUAAAGUGUGGUAAUUUUUCGAUAAAUUGAACGACAUUAUAGAGCAUUUCUGUGUGUGUUUGUAUAAUAUUCAAUUUAGUGGAUCGAUAUUGCACAUUGAAUGCCUCAAAAAAGAGGGUCAAUUAUUAGCACAAAAAGAGACUCUUUAACUCGUUGAUAUAGACGAGUAGGAACAAAAAUAAAAAUAAAAAGUUUAUUAAAUUUUCGUCUAUAUAUAUUCAUAUGUGGUCGAUCUCCCUUUCAACCAUUCAAUUUUGUUGUUGAAAAUUUGGAAUGGAAGCGAAAAAAUAAAAACAAUUAAUUUGAUUAAGUGCUUUCGGGGGUUCUUUUGACCCGAAAAUACAAAACCGCAUACACCCGUUUCGGUUGGAGCUUUCUAUAUUUUAUUUCAUUUAAUACGUUGGACUGACACCGGACUCAUACCUGUGUGUGUGUGAUUUUUUCAUAAUAUCUUUUUUUGGUAAAAUAGGAUUUUCGUGUUUUUUCGAUAUAUAUUCGAGUGUGUUAUUUAUUAUCAUAAUAUUAUAUGCGAGUGUGUACCAAUAUGAAACAGGUAUAAAUUUCAGUUGAAUUGAAGGGUUUCCAUCAGCAUUAUCGUCAACAUCACUGAGUGAAAAUUGAUAUUGGAAUUUGCGUGUCGAAAGGAUAUAAAUAAUAAAUUGUUUUGAUAUGGAACCAACAUAACUUUCAACUAUCAACACGAAAAACAUCAUCAGCAAACAAUUAAGUAUUCCCUUCGUAGCACCAGUUUCAUCCUAGCUGAACCAUUUCAUUUUUCCAUCCGUGCUAAAAGAGUGCUUUGCGAACUAUUAGAAGAUGCAUUCUAACAAUGUGUAAAAAAUUGUGAAAAGGCCAAAGUACCGAAGAAAAUCCAAAUCAACACAAAAAAUAUAAGAAGACGAGCAAAGAAAAACGCUAAAUUAAAAAGUCUUGAAAAUAGUUCAUAAAAGUUGAGCGUGUUGCACGAAACAUCAUCUAUAUAAAAUGAUAUAAAACUGGGAGAAUAUAAUGUGAUUUUAGUUUUGUUUAUUUUUUAUGCAAAAUAAGUCGCGAUGAAGUAAAUACAUUUUCAUCAGGAACUGCUAUUACGAACAAAAGAGAAUUUAUUUAUUUUAUUUUUUUACUUUUUUCUACAUCACAGCAAACAUUAGUAUACUGUUCUCGUCUAAACGACGUCACACGAAGCAUUUCCAUAUUAUAUGAGUAAAUACACAUUUAUCCUACAUCACAGUACCAGACUAUAAUAUAGAUAUAAUUAAGGGAAGUUUAACCGAUUCGACGAACAACAUCAGAAUAGAAAAUUAAAUUGGAAGAAGAAAGUGUUACGAAAGCAUAAAUUGAACAAAUUGGAUGGUUCUAUAUGAAUAAACAUAAUAAAUACUGAGCUUUGUUAAAAAGAAUUAAAGGACAGACAAUGAGGUUAUUGUCCCUAAAAAGUCGGCCAAAUGUUUGUAAAAACAUUUUCAGUAGGAGCACAUUUAUAUUCGUUGUUUUCCAUCAAAUUUUGAUAUCAAUCGAUGCGGCUCCAACGAUACAACCCGGCGAAAUCGAACGAAACGCGACAGAUUCGUUUACACUAUCCAAAGAUACCUUAGUGAACGAUGUCGACAACGUGAACAAGACUGUAAGGGUCGAGCAUAAGAACAUUGGAAAAGUAUUAGAAAAAACAUCGUUUCACGACGACAAUUUUAAUGAUAAAUUAGCCGUGCUGAAUGCAAACAUUAGCACUUUAGAUAAAAAAGAUGAUGGAACAGAACAACAUUUCGAUGAGGGUUCGAGCAAAAGUAUUACGGAAAAGGAAGCUGAAUUUAUCGCAACGACAAUUGAGACAUUUAUUAACAUUGAUAAGAUUAAUAGAAAUGCGGUCACGGUUGAUGAUAAAGAAAAUUCGGAUGGGAAAUUAUUAGAGCAACUGAAAACGAAUGUGCCGAAUACUGACGCAAAAACAAUUGAUGAAAAUCGUGUUUCGUCAUCCACCCCAUCAAGUGACCCGUAUUUUAUCAGUGACUUGUCUGAUUUAUUGGCGGAGAAUAGAGAAUUCGAUCGUGUUAGCGAUAUUGCUGAUGGUGAUGUAAUACACCAUCCAUCAACGCCAAAAGGAAGAUUCGGUGAUUUGAUUAUGGACAGCCCAAGCACAACAACACAUCCCGACGAACUCUAUCAACAAGGCAAUACAGGCGAUGUUGAAUUAAUAGAAAAAUCACGUGACCUGGAAAUUAAUAUCGGUCAUGAAAUGGUUUUCACCCCAACCGAACACGAUGUUGUUAAGGCAAAUGUUACUGUUGCGAUAAAUCAAUAUGAUAAGGAUGAACAAAUGGUGAAAUCAAAUGAUGGUAUGGGCAUUGCUGAAACCACUGAAACGAAGAACGAUAUGACAACAACAACAACAGCAACUAUUACCACAAUAAACGCAACGACCACAAUAGAUACCGAUAGCGGAAAGGCAAUAAAAACAGUUGAUGUUGGAAAAAAUGCCACAAAACCCAAACACAACACCAGCAAUAAUUCGAGCAACGCAAAGAAGUAUAUGAGUGGAGAAAAAAAUCAAAAAAAGAAAACCAACUUGGGACGUGAUGGCGUCAAAGCGAACAAAAAGCAAUUUUCAAAUAAUAAAUCAAAUCUGUUGCCACCAGAAGAGACAGAAUAUGCAACCACAACCACCACUCCAAUUUCAAGUGAUGUUAGUAUUAUUGAGGCGAGUACAUUGAAAUCGCUUCCUGAAUUCACAAAUAUUUUGAAAGUAGUGAACACUAAUAGAGACGAUCAGGGUCCCAUUGACAACACAAACGAAGCUUUCACCGAAACUGCUGCUGUUAUUACUAGUUCUACUACCGCCACCACUGUAAUAACACCAACAUUUACUUUAAUGUCAACAUCUCCUAUAACAGCCACUCAAAUCUCUUCUCGUGCAAAACCGGAUAAUGCAAGCCAUGUUGAACACGUUUUCGAUUCCAUUGAAUUGCUAUCAUCUUCGUUGCCAAACGGUAGUUCAGCAACAGAGAUGGAAAUGGAAAAAAUUAUUUCACGAAAUGAUGUUGCAAAUGAGACGGAUAUUCUCGUGGUGGAAAUUUUGGAACGUUUGAAUGGCACAGAGGAAAGUGGCAGUGAUGUCGAUAAAUUAGAUAUUAUUAUCGAGAUUGAAACGACAGAUAAUACAUUCGACAAUCUGCAUAAAAAUGACAGUGCUCGAAAUGAAUCAGCGACCGAUAUCCACUCAACGACAGAGACUUUAUUGACUUUCGAAGAUUUUACGGCUAAUUCAAGCGACAACAUUCGGCCGGAAAAUGAUAAUGCAAACCGGAAAUUAACGAAUAAAAUUUUGGAAUCAUCUGACAGCGAUGAAUUCUUUGUGCCGGAGGACAUUAAGGAACGUGAAAAUGCAAUCAAUGUCAUUAUACCCGAAACAACGACCACUUCGGAUACGACGCAAGACAAAGAGCAUACCAAACAAUCAACAGUUGACCAUGACGCGGACACCAUAUUUUAUAUCUCCAAUACUGAAGUAAAAGUCAUCGAAUCGGCCCCUACCCCAAACACAAAUCAGGAGAGUCAGUUUUUUCCUGCCGUUUACGAGGAAGAUGUUAUUAUCGAUUUUUCUGGUAAAAAUUUUUCUGGCUGGGGUAAUCUACCAGAUAAAUAUGAAGAAGACAUAAUUCUAUCUCCUCUAAAGAACAACUUUGAUCCGCUGAAACUGAAUGACGAAAAUUUGAGCAUUAGCUACGUCGGUGAAUCAUUCAUCGAUGUUAAGGAAUCGACAAACAACGACCCAUUGUCGAAGUCAACCAAUAAUCCAUUUACGAACACUGAAAUUGAACCAAACACAAUAACAUCUGAUGUCAUUAUUCAACCGGUACAAUUGCCAGAGGCCAUACAACAGCAACAAAUACCGAUUGGUGUACCAAUUAUUCAGCAAUUGCCGCCACAGAUCGAAAUUAAACAAAUUGAGUAUAAUUACGAUUUAUCCAAUAUGUCGCACGGUGAUCGGAAAAAAGGCAUUGAAGGUGUCACAUCGCGCGUCAUUAUUCAUUCCGGUGAUAGUUUACAAACAAAUCAUUUGAGUGCUGAAUUACCACAGGACACCAGCACGAAUAAGGAUGUGAAAAGUAUGCCAUCGAAAAGGAAUGGAAAUGGAAUAAAUGCAACGACAGCAUCCGUUGUGAAUGGGACGGCAUAUUCGGUGUUGGAUGAUGAACCGGAAAAUAGUAUCCUUUCGUAUAUGGGUUUCAAUGACGUUAAAACCUUGCUAUUGGCUUUGUUUGCAACGCUGGUGCCUUUAUCAUUUUUUGUUUUUGCUGUAUUUUGCGUAAAAUGGGCAAUGGAACGCUUGAAUUUAAUGGGUGAUAAUAGAAUAACUGGAGACAUCAGCACGGAUCCACUAGCAGCAAAAUCUCGAACAGUAUCAGCCGAUGAGUUAAAAUCGACCGAAUCAGGAUAUUCGAUUAAUCGAAGCAGCGAUACACUUGAAACUAGCGCAGAAACAACAUCGAAAACAAACGGGCAAAAUAAAGUCAACCACAAUGGAGCAAAUGGUUCUGUUAUCACUAUGACAAUGCAGAAUAAUCAUUUGAUUGUGGAAACAGAAGAGAGAAAUGACAUGGCCCGAAAUGCACGUGAAACCAAAAUGCAUUACUCACCGUCGGAAAAGGGUGGUGUUUUCGUAGUUGAAGCUGCACGUGGAGCCGACAGCACUGCGGCAUGCAAUGGCACCGUCAUCAAGGACAAUUCGAUUGCUCAACAAAGUAGUACCCCGAUUGUGCCGACAAGUCCGAAAAAUGUUGACAUCCUAUCUCGCGACGAUGCCACUCUAUUGAACAACGAAGAAAUACAAGUGCAUCAACCUCCGCUAGGAAUCAGUGACGAUGAAAUAUUAAACGUUGACGAUGAUGGUGUAAUUUCGAUGGCGGCUAGGCAAUUGAAUGGAGAUGAUUCGAUGCGACCGAUUUCUGGCAGCACCAACACCGGGCUGUCACAAUCUGACUUAAGUAUUUCCGAUUCGUGUGGGUCCAAUCAAGGAUACUGUUAUGGCAGUCAACAGCCAUAUACAAUCGAAGCGCAAGGUUAUCAGUCGUCAUCGCCACAUUUGGUCAAUGACAUUAAACCGGCCAUGAGUCCAUCGGAUUCAAAGCCCAUCAUCAAGUCGGCCAUUUACAAACAGGAAUCGGUUGAGCCGGCGUCUUCUUAUCCGGAAGAUGGACGACCUGGUAAAUUGAGAUCUGAUAAAAAUAUUUCGGAAUUUUGUAAGCCUCUCAAGGAGGAAGCGUUGAUUGAAGAGCAACGGCAAUUAGGCAAUGGUGAAAUUCUAAUCGAAACUCAAACUGAUAAUGCGCUGAAAGUGGAAAUUGCCGUAGACACAGUCGAUAAGGUUUCGGAGAAUGACAAGACUGGCGACGUUGCAAACGAGAUUGUUGAGAACGGUGACGGAUACGAUAGUUUGAUCUGUUUACCGGCUCCGCCCACCAUCGACGAAAUCAAGCAAUUGAACGAUAUAACACUGUUGGACAACAACAAUAUGGAUUCACUACCACCGCCACCACCACCCGAAGUAAUUGUUGAGGGGCCAACGAAUGGUGAAAGUUAGUGCUUAAGAGUUUUGAAAUUUAUAGAGCAACCACAACCAAAA
Messenger RNA from Bradysia coprophila, 5926 nucleotides. RefSeq lists its product as uncharacterized. NCBI's taxonomy places the organism in Eukaryota, Metazoa, Arthropoda, Insecta, Diptera, Sciaridae. The record is from RefSeq and is a predicted model, not a curated record.